UACUUAUCUCUCUCUUUCUGCAUUUAUGGCUUGCUAGAAUUUAUUCUCUCUAGAAACACAAACAAAUCAUCUGCAAAAACAACUUUCUUAUAUACUUGUCUUUCUCCCUUGAUUCUUACCCUCUUUUUUGCUACUGCUUCUGCAACUCAGUCUCACCCUCUGCAUUGUAUUGUCGGGUUUUUUGCUGAGUUAACUCGAUCCGAGAUACGAGUUGUUCGUUCAUUUGGUUGUUGAUGUUCUCUGCUUUCGCACUACUACAUCAACGAUGUGUACCACGACGUCUACUUCAUUUUCUGCUGUGAGACGGAGAAUCGCGGUUUUAGUGGCGUUUUUUUGGAUUCUUGUUUUGAUCAUGGUUCUACCUCGUACUGGAAUGCUGUCCAAAAUUCAUGGUUUUCGAUUGGAGAGCUUGAUUUCUUCCGCCGUUAACGAAGUCCUUCCUUCACCUCACCGCAAGCUCUUAGCUUCAAAGAGUGUUGACAAGCCUACCAGAUUCUGGGAUGACACUAACAAGUGCACUGAAUCCGAUAUUCAGAUUAACCAAGGACCAGGUGCACCUUUGCCCUCAGGUAUACCCACUUACACAGUUGAAAUCGCAAAUGCCUGUCUCUCGGGUUGUGACAUCUCCCACAUUCACAUUCGCUGUGGAUGGUUCAGCUCUGCCCACACCAUUGACCCACUGAUCUUCAUGCGGGUCCGAUUCAAUGACUGCCUCCUAAAUGGUGGCGGAACACUGAAGCAUGGGACGUCCAUUUCGUUUCAGUAUGCAAACUCAUACAGUUACCCUCUUUCAGUUUUUUCCAUGAGAUGCAGCUUCUAGGUAGAUUUUGAUACAGUUUUUGGACUUUUAGGUGUUUAAUUAGCACCUAGUUUUAUAGGCCGGGUAUAUUUUGAUCUAGGUUUGGAAGCGUUCAUUUUGGUAUAGUUUUGAAAUUCGAGCUAGGAUUAGGAUUUGCGUGAAGUCAAAGAGAGUUUUGGGGAUUUGGUGGUGUAAUUAGACUAGAGGUGAGUUGAAUCUUGGCCUAGUAUUCAUGUUGAUGUAUAUACGAGUAGUAUUCUAAUGAAAUUUUUGCGAGCACACACUGACACACUCUAAAAAUGGAGUAAAAAGUAUUACUUCAUAUUGUAAAGCCAAUUGAAUCCUACUAUACUAUUGAGUAUUGAAAUGAAGUAUGAAUGGCAGUUUUAUUCGUCUUUUUGGACUUUUAUUUUUAAAAUCGCAUGAAUUAAUUAAGAAAAAUUUAGCUAUUCUAUGAUUUUUUUUAAUAUUGCUUGUUAGAAAUUUCCUUAAAUAACAGACUUAUACAGUUAACUUAAAAACCAAUAAAAAUUGCAAGAACUUUCUUGACGAUCGAAGCCUACUUCCUUGAAAAAACUAAGGUAUUUGGUAAAGAACCCUAAAAUUUCAUACGACUCAUCCUAGUUUCUUACUUCUACUCUCUUUCCACAUGGCAGGAUACUAGUUGUUAAUAAAUUAGCCUUCCUAAUUGUUUAUUUAUAAUUAUGAGUAUUUUGAAUGAGAUUGGGGAUCUAAAAAAAGGCUAACUUCAAGCCGUUACUGAAUACUGAUUCUUUGGUAGGUAGAGAAUGGAGAGUAGAGUAGGAGGGGACAGUAAAGGGUGAGGGUGUUUGGGUAGGCUUAAUAAAGUCUUAAGUAUUGGGGUUUGUAUCAUUGUCAUACUGUCAUUACUCAUUCUAUCGCCGCCAGGCGCAGUGGAAGAAACUCCCAACAUGUUUGUCUAAUUCUCUUUUUCUGUUUAUGUCUCAUUGUCUCUUAACCUCUCACUGACUUUUGUUUCACCGUCCUUAA
Molecule: messenger RNA, 1810 nt
Organism: Amaranthus tricolor (Joseph's coat)
Lineage: Eukaryota; Viridiplantae; Streptophyta; Magnoliopsida; Caryophyllales; Amaranthaceae
Product: TPD1 protein homolog 1-like
Exons: 4
Coding region: 266-820 (184 amino acids)
Biological process (GO): cell fate determination
Source: RefSeq, a predicted model, not a curated record